Molecule: messenger RNA, 1962 nt
Organism: Danaus plexippus (monarch butterfly)
Lineage: Eukaryota; Metazoa; Arthropoda; Insecta; Lepidoptera; Nymphalidae
Exons: 7
Coding region: 222-893 (223 amino acids)
Source: RefSeq, a predicted model, not a curated record
GUACCUACCUAAUUAGUUUUCGCAUACCUACUUAGUUAAUACUAAGUAUACUAAAGACUUUAAUAUCACAAAACAGCUAGUCGUAAAAUAAAAAUACAUUAAAAUAAUAAUAUAAUAAUAUGAGUCAUAUAUCGUGUAGUUACACCAAAUAAUUUAAAACAUAUUCUAUGGAUAAUUUAUGAGUUUCAUUUAUCCAUAUAUCAAUAAUCAUUUCGCGGAGUAUGCAGGCCAGUAACGAUUCUCUCUCUGUCAUGCCUCAUACUCUGGGCGGAUCACCCGCUGUGUUAUUAACCCCUGGCCGCACCAGAAACAUCGCACAAGACAUGGAAGCCCUCAGAUUAUCUCGCCAGGACAACCCUUAUUUACAGCAAGUGAUGGCGAGUCGAGAGAGUUUGAUAGAAAGUCAUGCAGAGACUUGUGAGUCUGACGACACGAUAUUAAUGUCACAGGAGUUUGGAAGUACGUCGCUAGACUUUGUAGAAGACGAUCCGAUCACUCUUAAAGAGGUUCACGAACAUUUGAUAAGAUCUCCACCACCGACCAGCUGUUGGCCUCACGAUAACAUCUCAUAUCGAGCGGCAAGCGCGUUUGACUUCACCGACGCCGUGGCUUAUAGUGUACCGCAGGAUCGUUCCCCACAUCGGAACAAGGAAGACAUCAAACCUGCUUCGAGUCGGCCGAGGUCAUCUCGUUCGGUGUCCCCAAGAUCUCAUGAUGUCACUAUCUGUGGUAGACCAUUAUCACUACCAGGUGAAAGUCACCUUCGUAUCGCCCUUAGUAAGAAGCCAACACAGCAGUCGGACAGGUUCACAAUGUUACAACAUCCUAAGCCCCUGAGACGCACCAACAGGAGAGGAGACGACAGCAUACAGCUCGUACAGAAUGAUAAGUAACAUUACACACAUGGGCUGGUUACAGGUGUUGCAUGAUUCUUGCUUUUAGCAACAAUACUUUUGAAGAGAUUUUGGAGUCUUGCUGUGAAGGAUUGUUGGAUUCUUGAAAUGAAAGGUUAUUGGAUCCUUGCAACAUGGGAUUGUUGGAUCCUUGCAACACAGGAUUGUGGGAUUCUUGUUACGAUGAUUACAGAUCAUGAUAAUCGAUGGCUAGUUAAGAAUGAGAAUGAUUUUCAUUUACCUUAAGCUAUUAUAGCUUCUCGUAUACACUAAGUUAAGAAUUUAUUUGUGAGCUACUUGUCAAAUAUUCGUUAAAAAAUAAUUAUUUUUCUUAUCUAGUCGAUUAUGUCAAAUAUUUAUGUAUAUGUACAUAUUUCAGUGUCACAAUUAUUAUUAUCCUACCUUAUUUACUAUACUGUGUUAUACUAUCUUUGUAAAUCUCUUUCGAUGAUGCUAUUAGCUAGUUUCAUAGUGUAAUUUAAAUUUAGCAUAGUUAUAUAUAGAUUUGCUUUGGCUUCAAUAGUCGUGAAUACAUGAAGGGUUGUAUCUUACUGCAUUAUGUUAUUCAGUUGUAACGCCUGAAAUUAAUUAACUCUUGAAACUGCUUCAAAAGAAAAUUAUUUGAAAUAUCUUUGUCAAUUAUAUUAUAUGUUUGUUGUAUAUAACAUACAUAUGACAGCAGUCUCAUAACGAUAUCACAUACAUUUGGGUUAUUUAUAUUAGAAUAUCAAUAUAAAUAAUAGAUUGGAAAAUUCUUCAAUAUGAGUAGGGUUUGAGUAUGUAAUCUUUUCUAGUAGAGUCAGUGGAUUCAUUAGGCAAGGCACGAUAGCUCAGUGGUUAAACAACUUCAAUUCUAUAUACCGUUGGUUGCAGAUUCAAUCUUGCUAUUAAGAUGUGAUUUUCACCCCAUAUUUUCUAUUUGAACUUCAAUUUAAGCUAUAUUAUAUUAUGAUAAAUUUCUCAAAAAAAAAAUUAAAUUAACUGAAGCAUUUUGAAAAGUGAAUUAAAAUAAUUAAUUUUCUUUUUGGUAUAAUUCAAAUCAAAUGUCUAAUCGGAAUUGUUAUUGAUG